Messenger RNA from Hypomesus transpacificus, 2077 nucleotides. RefSeq names its product sodium/hydrogen exchanger 9-like. Gene Ontology annotation, molecular function: sodium:proton antiporter activity. Gene Ontology annotation, cellular component: membrane; recycling endosome. The record is from RefSeq and is a predicted model, not a curated record. Bases 76 to 1914 code for a protein of 612 amino acids. Gene Ontology annotation, biological process: proton transmembrane transport; sodium ion transport; regulation of pH. The transcript has 16 exons. Lineage: Eukaryota; Metazoa; Chordata; Actinopteri; Osmeriformes; Osmeridae.
GAUGCGGAUGUACCACAAUUUGUGUCAUAUCGAACAGUUAUCGUUUGGGGAUAUAGUCGAAACUAAACUUAUAAAAUGAUGACGGGCAUUAUGAAACACAGACAGGAUAGUGUUAUGUUACUGUCUUUAAAUGCGUUAUUAAUUGUUUCAAUUCUAAGUAUGUGGUGGUUGAAACAACGUCAAUUUCGAUGUACGCAUGUAAGUGGUGUGGCUAUGUUGUAUGGUAUGGUUCUCGGUGCAAUUAUGAAAUCCGUGGACUUUGUAUACAGAGACGAGCCAAUGGAAGUGUACGCCUGUGUGGGCCUCAACAACACCCCACUGACACUAACGGUCAAUGUCACCUCACAUGUUCACCAUUACAAACAUGUAGGAGAGGUCAACUUCCUUGAAGGCCAAGGAUCAUCUUUGAUCACAGACUUAUAUAAGAUGACCUUUGAUCCAGAAGUCCUGUUCAAUCUGUUUCUGCCACCCAUCAUCUUCCAUGGAGCGUACUGCCUCAAUCAGAGAAGAUUCAUUGACAAUUUGGGCUCAGUGUUGACUUUUGCUUUCAUGGGGACAAUCAUCACCUGUGUUGGUAUUGGGGCCUGCGUGUACGCCUUCACCAGGCUGAUGGUUGUGGCCGGCCAGUCGGCAGAAGGGGACUUCCUCCUGACUGACUGUUUCUUGUUUGGGGCUGUGAUCUCCGCUACUGACCCAGUGGCAGUGCUGGCCCUGUUCUCGGAGCUUCGUGUGGAGCCCGACCUGUACACCCUGCUGUUCGGAGAGAGCGUCCUCAACGACGCCGUGGCCAUCGUCCUCGCACGGGCCAUAACCACCUACAGUCUGACGGGUGGAGUUCAUGCUUUUGACACCCGCGCCUUCUUCCUCGCUGUCGGCCAUUUUGUUGCAGUGUUCUCUGGCUCCUUCGCCGUAGGUUUUUUCUACACAGCAGUCACCGCUCUCCUCACCAAAUUCACCCGGCUGUGCGAGCACCCCCUGCUGGAGACGACCCUCCUCUUCCUGCUCUCCUGGAGUGCCUUCCUGUGUGCCGAGGUCUGCGGUCUCUCAGGUAUUGUGGCAGUGUUGUUCUGUGGAAUGGCCCAGGCCAGGUACACAAUCCACAACCUGUCUUCUGAGGCCAAGAUCAGGACCAAACAGCUUUUAGAGUUCUUCUCCUUUCUGGGGGAGAUGUUCAUCUUCUGCUACAUAGGGUUUGUCUUGUUGACGUUCCCGCGCCAUGUCUUCAGUGCCUUCUUCAUAUGCGGGGCCUUUCUCUCUGUGCUUGUAUCGCGGGCGUGCAACAUCUACCCACUCGCCUUCCUGCUCAAUCUGGGCCGCAGGAACAAGAUUCCCCUCAACGGACAACACUUCAUGAUGUUCUCAGGUCUGAGGGGAGCAGUGGCAUUUGCUCUGGCGGUGCAAGACACGUCCACCGAGGCACGACGCACCAUCCUCAGCACCACCCUGCUCCUGGUCUGCAUCACCAUGUUAGGACUGGGCCCGGCCACCUCGCCUAUGCUGCGCUGGCUCAACAUCAGAGUUGGCGUAGACGAAGAUGAAGACAAGGUCUCAGUUCAGGGUCGGACAGAGAGGGGAGCAGCAGGGGAGGGCAGGGUAGACACAACAGCCGGCCUGUGGCAUCGUCUGGAACACAAAUAUCUUGGGCCGACGCUCACACACUCCGGCCCUCCACUGACCAGCACGCUACCCCUCUGGUGUGGCCCCUUGGCUCGGCUCCUGACCAGCCCUCAUGCCUAUGAGAACCAGGAGCGGCUGCGGGAUGAUGCCGAUGCAGGCCGUACAGAGGUUAACCUGAAGGAAGCCCUGGGGGACCAGGGUGGGUCUGUCGGGGGCGUCGCAGAGCCUCACGAGGACCCUCUGGAAGGAGACCUGGGACUGGGAAGUACUCCAGCUACAGCUGGGGGGGAGGAAUGAGAGGGGGUCAGAGGGAGAGGGUUACCUAUCCUCAGCAUGUCAGCGAGGUCCGCCCCCACCUCCACCAGGCUAUCCCAGCUUCCCUUGCAGUAUGAGGUCAGCCGACUAUAGGCUGUGGACACAACAGGACCAGGAGUUACAGCAGUGAGUCCUGGAGGGUCAC